Molecule: messenger RNA, 1842 nt
Organism: Astrephomene gubernaculifera
Lineage: Eukaryota; Viridiplantae; Chlorophyta; Chlorophyceae; Chlamydomonadales; Astrephomenaceae
Source: the annotation of a GenBank genome assembly
CCGCGUCAACCGCUGUUCGUGACGCAGCACGCUUGGCACGAUGGCCAACCCGCUAACCGGUUACACCUGAUCAGAAACCAUGCUUUAUCGACAAGCUACCCAAACUAUUAACUCUUCAACAUGGCGUCUGUAAUUUUAUGAUCAGGCUUUACAACGAAUUCUGCUGGGAAGUUGAAAAGCAGCAACAUACCUGCAGAGUUCUUGUUGGACCCAGAUGGAUAAAGCACCUCAUAUAACUGCUAGUCAUGGACCGGACGGAGGGCGUAGCCCUGCAGACCUUCUUCGGAGGAUGGCUCUCGGUGCUUGCGGGGCACCGCCCCUAGCCGCGCCUACUUCCGGCGCCCUUACAACACUUGGUGAAGAAGACGAGGGCACGUCAUCUGCACCGGCACAGAUUCCGGCAGGAAUCUUCGCUAUGCCGAAGCCGCGAGCUUCCAUGGCUUUCGCAAGCUGGCAGUCCUAUUGGGACAAGAAGCUUGAAGUGCUGCUACCCGGCAGAGGCGGCACCUUCAACGUGUACGUGGCGGGCGACAGCGGCCCGGUGGUGAUGUGCGUGCACGGGGGCGGCUACACCGGCCUGACAUGGUCGCUGGUGGCACGCCGGCUUAAGGACAAGUACCGUGUGGUGGCUCCUGAUAUGCGCGGCCACGGCCUCACCACUACUGACAACGACACCGACUUCUCCAAGCAGACCAUGUCGGAGGACAUAGUCGCCAUCUGGGAGCAUAUGUUUGGCGGUGGCAGCAGCAGCGAGGCCAACAGCGGAGGCGGCGGCGGGGGUGGCGAGGCCGGCAAGGCGCCCGAGCCGCCCGCCAGCAUCCUUGUGGGGCACAGCAUGGGCGGCGGGCUGGCGGUGUGGGCGGCGGCAAGCAAGCGCAUCCGGCGGCUGGAGGGGGUGGUGGUGAUCGACGUGGUGGAGGGCACCGCGCUGGCCGCGCUCCCGCACAUGAUGAACGUGCUGUCGGGGCGGCCCGCCUCCUUCACCUCGCUGGAGGAGGCCGUGGCGUGGGCGGUGCGCAGCGGCAUGAGCCGCAACAAGGAGGCGGCGGCGGUGUCCAUGCCCAGCCAGCUGCUGCAGCGGCAGGGCGGCGGCGGCCCCUGGACCUGGCGCACGCCGCUGGAGCUGAGCCGGCCGCACUGGGAGGGCUGGUACAUGGGGCUGUCGGAGGCAUUCCUGCAGCUGUCCUGCCCCAAGGCGCUAGUGCUAGCGGGCACGGACCGGCUGGACCGCGCGCUGACCAUCGGGCAGAUGCAGGGCAAGUUCCAGCUCAUCCUGAUGCCCACCGCGGGACACGCCAUCCACGAGGAUGAGCCGGAGCGCGCGGCGGAGCACCUGCUGGGCUUCCUGCGCAGGUUCAGGGUGGGCGAGCCACCGCUGCAGUUCCCACGCGCCCCCACCGGCACGCGGCCAUCGCUGCCGGUGGUGGCAGGGCCGGUGCUGGGUUCGGGUGCCGCGGGCGGACAGCCCCCGGCUGCAUCAUACGGACAGCGGUAACGGCCGGCAGGGUCCAGAAGGAUUGCGAGCUGAGGCAAUAAUUGGAAAGGCGGGUGGUUUCAGGGUGGGUGCCAAGCGGCAGGGAAUUUCCAACGGAUCGAACGGGAGGUUCCAACGGAUCGAGAAGGUAGCGAGAUGCAAAUCAUGUGGUCCAAUGGCAGCCAGGGGGGGUCAUAAAUCCCCCACAGCUCCCUAAACUUCUCUGCCUGUUCUGACAUGCGCCGGUUUGACUUCUGUCAGGCGUAAAUUGCAAGCACCCACUGAGCGUGCACACGUUUUCGAUGCACGUUUAGCACGCCGUCGCUUGGCUCUUGUGAGCAGCUGUGGCGUUUCUCUGCGUUUCGGUG